AAUUUGCAAAAUGAUCAAGAAAGUGAAGCCACUGAAAAGAACUUUCGAGAGCCGCAGCUGAGAAGAAAUUUGAUUGAGUACACUUUGUUCAAAAAGCAAUUUGUUAUCGACGGGCUGCCCUAGUGCUCUCUGUCGACAGUCAACAUGUCUCGGCGCUAUGACUCCAAGACGACCACCUUCUCCCCGGAAGGUCGUCUUUACCAGGUUGAGUAUGCCAUGGAGGGCAUCAACAAUGGCGGUACAUGUCUGGGAAUUCUAGCAUCGGACGGUAUUCUCCUUGCCUCAGAAAGACGGAGUACGAAUAAGCUUCUGGACAAGGCUGUAUACUCAGAAAAGCUUUAUCUACUGGAUGACAACACAGCAUGCAGUGUCUCAGGUAUUACAUCCGAUGCCAAUCUGCUAACUGAAACUCUUAGACUACGCGCUCAACAGUAUUUGCUACGUUACCAGGAGCCUAUUCCUGUUGAAAUGCUUGUGCAGCAGCUGUGUGACACUAAGCAAGUGUAUACACAGUAUGGAGGUAAGCGCCCGUUCGGUGUCUCCCUACUGUACAUGGGGUGGGACAAGCAUCUCGGAUAUCAGCUUUAUCAGAGUGAUCCUAGUGGAAACUAUGGUGGCUGGAAGGCUACCUGCAUUGGCAACAACUCGGGGGCUGCUGUAUCCAUUCUCAAGCAAGAUUAUGAUGAGUCAAUUACCCUGGAGAAUGCACUGAAGUUGGCGGUAAAAGUACUCAAUAAGACGUUGGACAGCACCAAGCUGACAUCGGAGAAAAUUGAGAUUGCUGCAUUGACCCAUGCCGACGACAAGACGAAAAUUGAAAUUCUGUCCACGACACGCGUCGAUGAACUCCUCAAAGAGUACGACCUGAAGGCCCAGGCAGAACGGAAGGAGAAGGAAGCUAAGGAAGCAGCAGAGAAGCGUGCACAGGCCGCAAAGAAGUAGGUGUGCGUGUGUGUUGGUAAGAUUUGCAGGGGAAGCCGCCCGCUUCCCCGUGAAGUUAUUUUUCUUUCUUUUGAACCACUUGUACAUGAACCCUAUCUCGCAAUAAUUCGCGUUUUUUUGAACAUGCUUGCAAUGCGCCCGCUACAUACCCGCCACCCCGAUCAUGUGUAUAUGUUUUGUUGUUGUUGCUAUGCUAGUCGUUUCCUGCAUUCCAUUUGCAUUUCGUUGUUUUUAUUAGUGCAGCAGCUAUGAGCCUGUAAGUAGGAAUUUAAAAAUCAGCUCUGUAUAAUAUUACCCGGUAUUGGCCCUGGAGGCAGCUUUUCUAAAUACAUUCUCAUACUGA
This is a messenger RNA of Sycon ciliatum, 1285 nucleotides long. RefSeq names its product proteasome subunit alpha type-4-like. The transcript is spliced from 8 exons. The coding region runs from base 145 to 942 and encodes 265 amino acids. Gene Ontology annotation, biological process: ubiquitin-dependent protein catabolic process; proteasomal protein catabolic process. Gene Ontology annotation, cellular component: nucleus; proteasome core complex, alpha-subunit complex; proteasome core complex. The record is from RefSeq and is a predicted model, not a curated record. Lineage: Eukaryota; Metazoa; Porifera; Calcarea; Leucosolenida; Sycettidae.